AUCUAGCCUGGGCAACAAAGUGAGACUCUGUCUCAAAAAAAGAAGUUACUUACAGCAUAGAUCUUGAUAGUUUUUUUCUUACAUAUGUUAAAGGGGAAUUUUUGAUACUAUGUUUCCAUUUCCUGUUUUUCAGAAAAUGCCCCUCAAAUUCCAGUGGCUGCUCCACAGGUCUCUCCAAACACAGUGAAACGUCCUGGACCUCGGCUGUUACUAAUUCCAGUGCAGCAGAGUUCUCCUACUCUUAGAGCUGUCCCAAACACACAACUUCAGGGACAUCGGAUGAUCUUGCAGCCUGUUAGGAGUCCAAGUGGAAUGAACCUAUUUAGGCACCCCAAUGGGCAAAUUGUCCAGCUCCUACCUUUGCAUCAGCUUAGAGGCUCAAAUACCCAGCCCAAUUUACAGCCUGUCAUGUUUCGGAACCCAGGGUCUGUGGUGGGAAUCCGGUUACCUGCUCCUUCCAAACCUUCUGAGACUCCACCAUCUUCCACUUCAUCCUCUGCUUUUUCUGUCGUGAAUCCUGUAAUUCAGGCUGUUGGUUCUUCAGCAGUGAAUGUUAUCACUCAGGCACCAUCACUGCUCUCCUCUGGACCUAGUUUUGUGUCUCAGGCUGGCACAUUGACCCUGAGGAUUUCUCCUCCUGAACCGCAAAGCUUUGCAAGUAAAACAGGCUCUGAAACCAAAAUAACUUAUAGCUCAGGAGGACAGCCUGUUGGUACAGCCAGUCUUAUUCCUCUCCAGUCUGGUAGUUUUGCUUUGCUUCAGCUCCCAGGACAAAAGCCUGUUCCUAGCUCCAUUCUUCAACAUGUUGCUUCCCUUCAGAUGAAGAGAGAAUCCCAGAAUGCAGAUCAGAAAGAUGAAACAAAGUCUAUAAAAAGAGAGCAGGAAACUAAGAAGGCUCUGCAUUCAGAAGGAGAAGCUGUAGACCCUGAGGCUAAUAUAAUAAGGCAAAACUCAGGAGCUAUUGUCUCAGAAGAAACCCUAAAUGAUUCCUUGGAACAUGGGGGAGAUCAUUUGGAUGAAGAAUGCCUUACAGAAAUUGUUUCUUCAACUGUCAAACCUACUGAACACUCUUGUAUCACUGGGUCACAUACAGGUGAAGACGAUAAAGACAUUAAUGAAGAGUGUGGGACUAGGAAUCAUACUAGUUCAAAGGAAAAAAUGACCAUUCUUGAAGUUAGGACCAUUUCUGAAAAAGCCAGUAAUAAGACAGUCCAAAAUGUAAGUAAAGUACAGCUUCAAAAACUUGGUGAGGUGAAGGUGGAACAGGAAAAAGGAUUAGGUAAUCCAGAGGAAAAAUCAAAUGAAUUUUUAGUCAUCUCUAAGGAAAGAAGUAAACUCAGAUUAUCAGGGAGCAAAGUUGUGGAGCAGCAAUCUAAUCCACAGCCUGAAGCAAAGGAGAAGGGAUGUGGAGACUCUCUGGAGAAGCACAGCAUUAGGGAGAGAUGGAGAAAACAUCUGAAGGGCCCCUUGACACGGAAAUCUGUUAGAACUUCACAGGAAUGUAAGAAAGAGGCAGAUGAGCAGUUAAUUAAAGAAACAAAGACAUGUCAAGAAAAUUCAGAUGUGUUUCAAGAACAAGGCAUCUCUGACUUACUGGGAAAAAGUGGAAUUAUUGAGAAUGCCAGAGUUCUAAAAAUGGAAUGUGAUUCUUGGAGUAGGAUUUCUAAUCCUCCAGCCUUUUCCAUUGUUCCUAGAAGAAGCUACAAAGCGCAGCAGAGGGAAUGGACAUUUUCAG
This is a messenger RNA of Microcebus murinus (gray mouse lemur), 1735 nucleotides long. Lineage: Eukaryota; Metazoa; Chordata; Mammalia; Primates; Cheirogaleidae. The record is from RefSeq and is a predicted model, not a curated record.